This is a messenger RNA of Phytophthora sojae, 282 nucleotides long. RefSeq lists its product as hypothetical. NCBI's taxonomy places the organism in Eukaryota, Oomycota, Peronosporomycetes, Peronosporales, Peronosporaceae. The record is from RefSeq and is a predicted model, not a curated record. The transcript has a single exon. The annotation marks the transcript as partial.
AUGGUGCGCGUGCCCGGAUCUUUUGGGGACUCCGGAUUUCACCGUGAGUCCGUAGAAGAUGCGCAAGUGAAGAAAAAACCAGGGGAAGAGGCGUCGUCGGAUAUCGGAUCGCCGAAGACGCUGCUGAACAAAACGAGAUCCGCGGAUCGACAGAGUGGUCGGAGGACUUCUGUUGACGGAAUCGAGGGCGAUCUGGAGACAGAUCUAGAAGCCAAACCUCAGCAUCCUCCCCAGGUCCCUUCGGGGACCCCGGUGGAUCUUGGUGCGAACCGAGAUUCACCA